CGUUCCGGGCGCCGAUGAAAGAGAAAAUUUCCUUUUCGGUGCACGCGAUGCGAUAAUGAUCGCGCGCGGAUCCACGCGAGUGAGAACGCAUUAAGGCGGUGAAUUAGAAUCAGAAAUAGACUGGAGGAUACACUUGGACGUUUAUUAUUGAUGUAGAUAGACGUCCAUUGAAAACACGAAGAACAGUACAGGUGACAUAAAAGUGACGUGAAUCUUUCGCUAUAAAAAUUAAUCAUGCAGGAUUAGUAAUAGAAAUUAUUGCAUAAGUAAAGUUCUAAAUGCGUUAGCGAUAAAAAUAAACAGAAAAACGUUGAUGAUCAAGUCCGUCCGUCCAUCGAAGCGAUGUUUUCACGCCAUCACGCCGGAGUGGCAUAACAGGACUGAUGACGCGUUCGAUAUUGUCGGAAUAAUAUUUGUCGCGAAAGCAAACACGUCAAAUCACAGAGGGCGAUAUCGAGGAAAAUGUUGCAGGCGGUCGUGCAGGUUUUUUUUCCUUGCUGGCAGGUUUGCGUUUCUCCGCGGCAUGAAUCACCUCGCUGACAAGAGUCAGCCGAUCCUGACGAGAAUGGAAGGGUGGUGGGCUUAUCUCGUAAAUGGCCAAUCUAGGCCGGUCGGCGCGCGUGCCAUUGGCAGUGAAAAACACGUUAAAAGCGUGCCGCUCCUUUUACAAAUGAAACCGCCGAUUGCUUAAUUCCUUUCCACUUAUGAACGAGAAGACGGAAGCGAAUUCCGAUUGCAGAUGCGCUCCCGCAUUCGGGAUUUUCCGGGAACGCAUCUGCGCCACAAAAGGAGACGUCCGUUAGCAAUUUCGCUAGUUUGCCUACCCGUGGAAGCUUCGCGCAUGUAAACGAAGACAAUUCUGAAAUGCGAAUCGCGUGAAAGCGGGAGCGCAACGUCGAGGAGAAGCUGAAUUAGGAAACGUCGAGGGACGAAAAAUACGAUCCCAGGCGCGAGAGAAGAGCGCCAGCGACGAUAAAUUCAUGUGCGUUCCUUUUUUUCUUGCUUGGUGCAGUGUCCCCACUCUUUUUCUGCGACUUUUUCUUUCGCUCCUAAUCAGCGGUCUUACGUUACGCGUGCAGUCACAACCGGUUUCCGAGACCGGCGGUCAGGUCUUAGGAAGUGUUUGCAUCUCUGACGCGAGGUCGUGACGCCAGCAGAUAACCGAGACGUCCUCGGCGAGGUCUCGGUUCAGUCUCUUCGCAUGAUUUAACUGCCUACGAUGGUCCCAAUUUUCCAGAUUGCAGAUCGAAAAUGGGCUCUACAUCGAACUGCAGCUACGAAACCUGGCGAUUUUCGUAGGACGACAGCGUGGAAUGUCAGGAUCGCCACGAUUGUCCAUGAUCCGUGGAUGGUAUGUCUGAACAGUCCGUCGUCCGAAGAAGGCUCGUGCAUUUUUCAGGAUCCGAGGCGGCUUCGAGGGCGUACCUUUCGGCAUGAUCUGCAAAGGGCUUCCUGGAAAGUCCGCGGCCGGACGGUCCGGCCACACGUUCCAUGGAAGAUGGACUUUGUUAUCGCGAAAGGCAGUGCGCGAGACGAUCGUGAUACGGCAGUGCUCAUUAAAUCGAAGCACUCGCAAGUUGUGACGAGUAAAUUGGCGCAGACGACCUUCUGCGGAUUCGAUAACUUGUCAUUCGAGUCACAUCAAUCAUGCAUUGCAUCUUGUACAUACCGUUAUGUCUAUUGGUAUAAUAUUGUAUACCAAUGUCAAUAUAUUAAUAAUAAUUGCAAAUAAAUGUCUACAUUGAACGGAACAUUCCUUU
Messenger RNA from Ooceraea biroi (clonal raider ant), 1760 nucleotides. RefSeq lists its product as uncharacterized. The record is from RefSeq and is a predicted model, not a curated record. Lineage: Eukaryota; Metazoa; Arthropoda; Insecta; Hymenoptera; Formicidae.